AUGUUCGGAGUUUCGUUCGACACCCCGCAGCGGGUAAGGCCCGCACGCCUGCGCCCCUCCAAGCAGCAGCACCAGCCGAAGCAAACCCACAGCAAACGGCAUCAGCAGGGGUUGUUUAUUCAAGCUCGGAAUGAAAUAGCGGGGGCAUUGUCUCCAGAACACAGCGCACUCAGUCGAUCCGAUUCUGCAGCCUCUGCAGCGGCCGCAGCAGCUGCAAAGGGAGGUCGCCUUGUUGCAGUGACCACUUAUUCCGGCUGCCUCGACGACUACUUGCUUUUGCAUUCCACCGAUGGGAGCAGCAGCGGCGGCAGCAACAGCUGUGUCGCUUCGCCCCUUAGAGGCAGCAGUGAAGAGGAGAUAAGCGCCAGUGGUAACCUACUCAGCCCUCCGCAGGAGCUUCCCCAGCAGGGAGUAGAAGAAUUCGCCACCGACAAGGUGUCUUCGCGCCAGGUCAGCCACACGCCGCCCGUCCUGCAAGAGAAGCAGCAACAGCAGCCUCAUGAGGACGAGGCGGCCGCUCGCCAACAGAGCACUGCAUCUCAGUCUCCCGAUCUGCAUCAGAAGAGCGAGGAAAGACAACAAACGAGCCAACAACGGGACGGGGGUGAAGGCCGCUUGAUUGUGCCGCCAGCCAUUGCUAAUCCUGAUGGCUCAGAGAGGCAUCAAUGGCCACAGUUCAUGAUCUCCCUGCUGCCACACAUUGGGGAGUUGCAGGAUAUCCAACGCAUUGCCGCCUUCGCUCACAGUGCUGCAGAGAUCAAAAGACUUGCAGAGGCCCCUCUAGAAGCUGUUAGCCCUGCCGCUGCCGCGCUCCAGCUGCAGCAACAGCUCCAGCAGCAACAGAGGAGGAAGCAUCCCUUACACUGGACACUCAAAGAAGGCAUCCGAACCCUCUGCAACUCGCUGAAACCCCAACAAACUACGCUUCCCCCCAUCAAGCUGCCGGUGCUUUUCCCCGAUCAGGGAGGCUGCGUGACGCCAGUGUCUGCAGGAGAAAACCGAGGUAGCAUGAACUGCAGCAACAGGGAAUGUAGCACCCCACAGCAGCCGAACAGAAGCAGCAGCACUGCCAGCAAGGCGACCACAGAAGGCCCUUUCGAGGAGGAGGUGUCUGUACAGCUGCAAGGAGGCGGACACGGCCGCGUCAUUGCCAUCACAAAGUCAAACAAUCUGCUUAUUAGGCUGCAGAGCGGAGCAAACGUUGAGGCGCACCCUUCAGAGUGCCGCUUCAUUGUUGGAGGCACCGCAGUCAACCUGCCGCAUCAACAGCUCCCCCAGCAACAGCCACAGCAAGAGCAGCAACGCGAUGAAGGACAGCUGAAGCUGCCUUCCACUAUGAGAGGAGCAGACCCUGUCCCAACAGUCUCUGAGUUGUUACAGAGGGCUGCGGCAGAAUCUGCGAGAACCCACAACACCGUCGUCCUUCCAAGUCUGGCAUCCGUGGCCCGUGUCUCAAAGACCUCGCAAACUGUUGAGGUCUUCAAGGUGAAAACCAAAACCUCAGAAGGGAAUGCAGCACAAACCGAAGCCUUCCAAGCCGUCUUCCCCGAAGAAGCAGGAAGCCGCAUGCCUACUUAUCCCACAGAGGAGGAAGAGCUUGAUAUUCCUGAGUGUGCACUAGUCUCUCCUGGAAUAUGCCCUCCGAAGGCGGCACGAGCUCUACCGGGUUCGGCGCAGGGACGAUUCAUAGGCGCGAGACCCCAAGCGAACACCUACGAUGUCAUCAGAGCUCCUGGCAUCGUUAGACCUGUCUACGACGUCGUCAAGCCCACGCCUGAAAAGCAGCCCUUCUCGCCUUUUCAGCAGCAGUCUAUGCAGUAUCAGCCGCAGCCACCACAGCAGAACCCCCUCCCCCCCUUGCGUCCUCAGCUGGCUGAACUGGCAACAUUGGCUGGGCCCAGCGGUGGACCUGCUGCAGUAGCUGCGGCACAACUCGGGGUCGUCGGAGAGAAAUGGUUUGAAGAUCUGCAGCAGCAACUUACUAGGGAAAUGAUGCAGCGAUAUGUCAACACCGCUCCCGAGGGCAUCAGGGAAAUCCCGAUCGCUCCUCAGUCCGCUUUCUCAGCCGUCAAUUUCUCGGCUCCAAGUGGAGAACGGCGGACGGCGAAGGUCCUAAGGGAAGACGCCGCAAAUGUGGAAUAUGCUCUCCCAAGCGGAUGCGACUUGUGA
Messenger RNA from Cyclospora cayetanensis, 2169 nucleotides. RefSeq lists its product as uncharacterized. NCBI's taxonomy places the organism in Eukaryota, Apicomplexa, Conoidasida, Eucoccidiorida, Eimeriidae. The record is from RefSeq and is a predicted model, not a curated record. The transcript is spliced from 7 exons. Bases 1 to 2169 code for a protein of 722 amino acids.